Messenger RNA from Hydra vulgaris (swiftwater hydra), 6818 nucleotides. Its product is annotated as YLP motif-containing protein 1. The record is from RefSeq and is a predicted model, not a curated record. Gene Ontology annotation, biological process: regulation of telomere maintenance. Gene Ontology annotation, molecular function: metal ion binding. NCBI's taxonomy places the organism in Eukaryota, Metazoa, Cnidaria, Hydrozoa, Anthoathecata, Hydridae. Gene Ontology annotation, cellular component: nucleus.
AAAAAGUUGUUUAACUGUAAUUUGUUUAUUCUAGUUGCAGGUUAAUAAUAAGUUAUGUACUAGUACUUCAUAAAUGUAUCAACCACCUUACAACUUUCAACAGCCUGCAUGGCCUGUUGUUAAUCCUUUUCAACCAGCUCCAGCUGUAAUUCCGCCUAAUCCUCCAAGUGACUCAACUCAAUUUCCACCAACUGCUCAAAAUGUUUUUCAGCCUGCAGCUGUUCCUCCAGGUUUUAGCUUAGAUCCACAAAUGGCAUAUCAUCAACAGCAAGGAAUGUUUAUGCAAAAUGCUUUCAGUCAACAGAAUACCUUGCAACAGCCAUGGGUUCAACCAACAGUUAAUCCCUUCAACCCAGCUACGACAUUGCAGCCAUUUCCCCAAGCACAACAGUGGAAUCCCCUUACCAAUCAAUGGGUAGCACAACCACAAUCAUGGGAUCAAAGUUCUGCACAAUAUCAACCACCACAAGUUCAAGACUUUCAAGGAUACCAACCUUUGCCUCAGCAACUUAAUUUAUUUCAACCAACUAACACACAAGCUUCUAAUACAAGUAACAUAAAAAAUGACGCUCAAAGUAGUUUAAAUAAUGCAUGGAGCGCAAGCCAAAAUCAGUGGAUGCAAAAUAGCUCAUAUCAAACUAAUGUACAGCAACAAAAUGUUGUAUCUACUGAACAAAAUACUAGUAAUAAGCAAUGGGUACAGCCAACAACAAACACUGUAUCAGCACCGACUGUUCCCCCACCUCCAUCUCAAAAUCCUCCUCUACCAAAUGAACCUCCACCUCCUCAAAACCCACCCAGUUCUAUCAAAGCACCACCUCCUCCUGAUCAUCCAGAAUCUAAAUCGCCAGCACCACCCGAAGAGGACCAAGAAAGUUUGAUCUCUCUUACAAAACAACUAGAAACAUUAGAAACUCAAAUUAAAACUUAUCAAGCUGAAUAUCAGAAAUGGCAUCUUGAUUUUGUGAAAUGGCAGAAACAGCAUCAAAACCAUCCUGAUCAAAAACAGUAUAUAGAUUACCAGAAACAAUAUCAAAAAAUAAUUGAAGAACAACAAACUCAAUUGAAACAGCAAUAUGCUGAACUACAAAAAAAAAUUAGUUUGCGGAAAGCACAGCAAGAGAAAAAAAAUAAUAACAGAAGUGAUCAGUUAUCAAAAGAAAUCAAUAGUUCUCAAGGGUCAGUCACAGGAGCUACUUUUCAUCAAGCUGUUAUAGAUGCAAAUAAAGCCUCCACAAACACAAAUCAAAGUAUGUCAGGUUUUGUGCAAGCUUCUCCACAAAGUAUGUCAAGUUUUGUGCAAGCUUCUCCACAAAGUAUGCCUCUUCAAAAAAACUUACCUCAACAUAACUUAACUCCAAAACAAAGCAUACCUCCUAAGCAAAAUACACCUCUUCUACCAAAUUCACAUAUUCAACAAAACACAUCUCAACGAAACAAACCUCAACAAAGCAUAACUCAACAAAGCAUAACUCAACAAAGCAUACCUCAACAAAACAUACCUCAACAAAACAUACUUCAGCAAAGCAUACCUCAACAAAGCAUACCUCAACAAAACAUACCUCAACAAAACACAUCUCAACAAAACAUACCUCAACAAAGCAUACCUCAGCAAAGCAUACCUCAGCAAAGCAUACCUCAACAAAACAUACUUCAACAAAACAUACCUCCUUUAAUGCAACAACAAAUUUAUGAGAAUAAAAGACCAGGAUUUAACAAUCCUCCAAAUGAAUCAGUUAAUAAAGUAUAUGAUUACAAAAAUCAGUCUCAAAAGCCUGUUUCAAAUCAGGGGCAUUUAACAAGUGAUCAGAGUAAAAUGCUUGGAAAUCAGCCUCAACAUUCUGGACCUUUUGGACAGGCACCCGAGAAUUUUGGACAGCCCAAUGAACCCUAUGGACAACAUCCUGAACCUCGUAACCAUCCCCCAGGAGCUUAUGGGCAACCUCCUGGAGCUUAUGGACAACCUCCUGGAGCUUAUGGUCAGCCUCCUGGAACUUAUGGACAGCCUCCUAGAACAUAUGGACAACCUCCCGGACCUUAUGGACAGCCUCCAGGACCUUAUGGGCAACCACCCCCCAAUUUCAGAGACACAACUGGAAAUCAGGGAAUGUCUGGUUACCCUCCUCAUUUAGUUAAUCAACCAAAGCUACCUGAAAAUCAAAAUAGGUUCGGUGAAAAUCAUAACCAGUUCUUAGAAAAGCAAAACGAAAAUAUGCAAUUUAAUAAUAGUCAUGAGCAAGUUCAUAGAAAUUCUGGUCAUUUUUCAAAUUCUGGUAAUCUUUCAGUAAAUGAGGGAACUUUCAAAAAUCAAAAUCAGUUAUUUAACUCUAAUGCAAAUCAUCAAAAUCUAAAUGCUCAAAAUAAUCGAUUUGAAAAUCCAGGUCAAUUUCAGGGAUCAUUUGAAACUCAAAAGCAAGUAUCUGGAAAUCAAUUAUUUCAAAAUCAAGGACAAAUGACUCCUGAUUUGGGACAAAGACCAGGGACUCCUAGAAGUCCUUGGCUUUCAAGACAGUUACAAGAUAAUCAAGGUCAUAUGUCCGGUAAUCCAAGACCAAUGCAUAAUAACCAGAUGAAUUUUUCAGGUAAUAAAGGAGAAGUUCCUGGUAAUCACCAGCAAAUUACCCAUAAUUGGUCACCGAUGUCUAAUAACCAAAAACAUUUACCUGAUAAUCAAAAAUCACCAGCAGUUAAUCAGGGACAACAAUUUAAUAAUCAAGGAGUUGAUAAUCAAGCACCAUUUAAUCAUGGCCAAUCAAAUAAUCAAAUGCAUAACAUUCCAAAGCCUGGUAAUCAAGGACAAUCAUAUAAUAAUCAAUUUCAGAGUAAUCAAAAAUUCUUGCCUGGUAAUCAAGGACAUUCUUUAAAUAGUCAAGUGCAUAGUAAUCAACAAUUAUUACCUGGUAAUCAAGGACCAAAUAAUCGUAUACAAAAUAACCAAAAUUUUUUGCCUGGUAAUCAAGAACCAUUGAAUAAUCAAUUACAAAAUAACCAAAAAGUGUUAACUAGUAAUCAAGGACAAUCAUUAUAUAAUCAGGUACAAAAUAAUCAAAAAAUGUUAUCUGGUAACCAAGGACAACCUCUGAAUAGUCAAGUACCAAAUAAUCAAAAAUUCCUACCAGGUAAUCAAGGGCAGCCAUUGGAUAAUCAAUUACAUAAUCAAAAAAUGUUACCUGGUAAUCAAGGACAACUAUUCAAUAAUCAACUACAAACUAAUCAAAAAUUUUUACCUGGUAACCAAGGACAACCAUCAAAUAAUUUAUUACCAAAUAAUCAAAAGUUGUUACCUGGUAAUCAAGGACAAAUGUUGAAUAAUCAAGUGAAUAGUAAUCAAAAACUUUCAGGUAAUCAAGGACAGACAAUGAAUACUCAAUUAAACAAUGAUCAAAAAUUGUUACCAAGUAAUCAAGGACAAUCAAACAAUCAAAUUCAAAAUAAAGAUAACCGACAAAUAUCUGGAAAUCAAGGACAAACAUUUGGUAAUCAAAAUCUAAUGGUUGACCAUUCAAAAUCAGAUAAUUAUGGAAGAGUAACUCCUAAUCAAGUUAAUCAAAAAUCAAAUAAUCAAGGUAAUAAUCAAAAAUCUAUUAAUUGUCAAGGUUCUAUUAGUAAUGAUAAAUAUUCAGAGAAUUGCAUGCCGUCUCAAGGAUCAGGAAAUAAAUUUGAAGAAAAACCACCAAUUAAUGAGAAAAAGCGAGAAGAUCAGGGAAGGUUUCCUCCUAGUUAUAAACAGAUGUCUUCAAAUGAUAAUAAAAAUAUGCCUAAUGUUGAAGAAAACUCAAAUCAGACAAAGCUCCUAAAUCAAGAAAAUCAAUCAGCUGACACCAAUAUUGGUGAUAACCAAAGUAAAGGUGGAAAUAAAAAUGAAUUAACACGCCCAGGUGGUAAUAGCACUUCAGGCAUUAUUAUUCGUCCAGCUAAUGAAUACAAGGGAGCAAAAUGUAAAUUUUUUCCGCGUUGCAAAAUGGGCAAAGAAUGCAAAUUUGAACAUCCGAUGUGUGCAUCUUUAAAAUGCAUUGAUCCUGCCUGCCCGUUUGAGCAUCCUAUAGGACGUGAUGUCAAAGCAGCAUCUAAUGAAGGACCAAUAUCUAAAACAAAUGUUCAAAAGCCAGAACUCCCUCCAUUUGCAAUGGGAUCAAUAGUGUCAGAUAUUCAAAGUGCUAACAUCGCAAAAAGAGUUUAUCCUAAAUCUAAGCAUGAUGAAAAUGUUGAUUUUUCUAAAGAUGAUAUUCCACCAUCUCUAAGCUUUUCUCCUAAACAAAAUAUUUCAAAACCAGGACCUCCUCCUGCCAAACUUCAGCGGGCAGAUAAUUUACUAGAUUCAUCAAAUAAAAUUGCUGAACGUGUUGAGGAAAUAUACGAAAAGCGAAAAAGAGAAAUUUUUGGGCUUGGUCCAGAUCAGAGAAAUGAAUUUCAGCCUGUAAAUACUUUUGUUAGCUAUGAGGAGCGAAAAAGAGAAAUUUUUAAUAAUGAACCUUUAAAUUAUGAACAGCGCAGGAGAGAAAUGUUUGAAGGUCCGAUGGAUUAUGAUCUAAGAAAAAGGGAGGGGUUUAGUGGAAAUUAUCCUCCUCAGCAUGGUGUACCUCUACCAGGUUUGCUUCAACAAGGUAUACCGCCACCAGAAUUUCAUGAUGAUUUUCAUGAUUUAAGAGGACCAUUUCAUCCUAGAGGUGACGAUAGAAAUCUUCCCAGAGGUGAUGAUAGGAAUCUUCCCAGAGGUGAUGAUAGGAAUCUUCCCAGAGGUGAUGAUAGAUUUAGAAAUUUAGGUCCUAAUGAUUAUUCUGGUACUGAUGAUCGAUUUAAUGAUAGACAUGAUCGAUAUCCGAUUGAGAGACCGGAAGUUAUUGAUUAUGCUCAUGGAGGUCGUGGCUUAGACGGACUUUUAGAUACAAGAGAUAAUAGAGAACCAAUCUGGAGAUCAUCUGAUGAGAGACCUUUUCACAUUGAACAAAAGUUUGAUAGAGGCAUUCAUUUUGAUAGGAUGAUUGAACCAGAACUAAAACAUAUUGAUCGUUUUGGUGAUCAUGGACCUCAUGCGCAUACUUUGUAUCAAAGAGAUCUCCCACGAAAUGUUUCAGAUUAUGACUUUCUAUCUGAAAAUGAAAGACCGCGUGAAAUAAAUGACAGACUUGAAAUGCGUAGAAUUCCUGAUGACAGGUAUCGAUAUACAGCUGAUGUGGAUUUCUCUGAUGAGUUUUAUGAUAGACAAAAAGAUUUUUCUGAAAGAGAAAGAUAUAAUUCGUCAAGAGAAGAUGAUUUUAGAUUUAAUCAACCAAGAGAUCGUUUAUAUGAUCGCUCCAUUGAUAAUUAUGAACCAAACAAAGUAGACAGACAUGGUUAUAGAGAACCCUCAACACAUAUGAAAAGAUUUGAUGAGAGAGACCUUGAUAGAAAUAAUAGAGAUGAUUUUCGGGAUUAUCAGAUGCUAUAUGAAAAAGACAAUGACGAUCUAAGAUCUUUUAGAGAUUCAAAAAAAGGUUCUGGUGUUCCUGAAAUUGAACUUAAACCUGAGGUUCUUUCUGCUGCAGAUAUUUUGGAUAGACCUGGAAGAGAUAAACGUCCCAGAAAUAUAGUAAUAAUACUCCGUGGAAUCCCUGGAGCAGGAAAAUCUUUUGUAGCAAAACUUAUUAAGGAUAAAGAGUCAUAUUAUGGUGCUCCAGCCCCGCGUAUUUUGGUUUUGGAUGAUUAUUUUAUGCAAGAAGUAGAAAAAACAGAAAUAGGACCAGAUAAGAAAACUAAACUUGUGAAGAAACAAGAAUAUGUUUAUGAAGCCAAUAUGGAAGAAACUUAUCGCUCCAGUUUACUUAAAGCAUUCAAUAAGACUUUAGCAGAUGGAUUUUUUCCAGUGGUUAUUGUUGAUGCUAUUAAUAACAAAACAGCACAUUUUGAUCAAUUUUGGAGUGAUGCCAAGCAUAAAGGUUUUGAGGUGUACAUUGCUGAGAUAACUGGAGUUGUUGAUGAUUGUCUAAAGCGAAGUGUUCAUAAAAGAUCUAAAGAUGAAGUAGAAAAGAUGCUCAGCUCAUGGGAAAAACCACCCGUAUAUUAUAAGCAACUGGACGUCUCUGCUCUUCUUCAAGAUGCUGCAAUUGAUGAAGUUGAAAUGGAGGAAGCUGUAGAAAAUACAAAGCAAGGGGAAGAAAAAGUUGCAAAACAAGAAGAAGACGAUGAAGAAUUGCCUACGGGGUUCCAUAUUCCAAAAAGUAGCAAAUGGGAGACAGAUAAAGAAGAAACGCUUGCCAAAUUGGAUGGUAUUACAAAAAGAAAAAACAAAGAAGCUAAGUCAGCAUCGCCAAUAUUUGCAGAAGAUGAUGAUGACGAUCCUUAUGGUGAAAAAGAAGCUGAUAUGAGAUUAGGAAAGAAACGAGUUCGCUGGGUGGAUAUUGAGGAAAAAAAACAAAUUGAUCAUCAACGAAAAAUAGGCUUUUCUAUUGGAAUGGAUUGGAACAUCUUAACAGAUCCAAAUGCCCAAAUUCCUAAAUAGGACAAAGCGAAAAUGAGAAAGUAAAAAGCAAAAUAUGAAUUUAUUAUAGUUGCAUGGUUAUCUGAGGAAGAUAAUGUAUAAGUAGAUUUAAUGAAGGGGUUAUGUGCCUAAACUAUGAAGUAUUUAUGUGCCUAAAUGAUGAUGUGCCUAAAUAAUAAAGUGGUAGAGCAGCAAUGUCUUUUCAUAAAUAAUAUUGUAAAAAUGAGUAAAUAAUCUCAAAUCGAUGCGAAGAAUACAUAUUGAUGAUCCGUUACUGUUUUAUAAAGUCUUUUUUAUUGAUUAUUAUAAAAAUUAUAACUAAAUUUAAUUGUAGUUAUUAAACGAAGAAAAACCAAUAGUA